Ambispora gerdemannii is the source of this 408-nucleotide messenger RNA. The record is from the annotation of a GenBank genome assembly. Lineage: Eukaryota; Fungi; Glomeromycota; Glomeromycetes; Archaeosporales; Ambisporaceae.
AUGAAAACUUGGAUAACCGUUGACACAAAAGUUAAUGACCAAUCAAAAUUACCAGCUUCAGAUUAUCGUAUACGGCGGACUUCAACACCACCUCUUCAUUCUAGUAAUGCUUUAGUAAUGCUGGAGAUAAAUAGCGGCAAUUACAAAUGGCAAAUACCAAAAGUUACACCUAAUAUGCAACCCAUUCCUUAUUAUCAUAAUGCAACAAUUAUCGACGAUAUUUAUAUGAUCGUUGCAUUCGGGAAAGAAGAUGGAAUGUUAAUUGGAGAUGCCACAUCGAAUAUAAAUAAGAGAAGAAUGAAUCGAGAUGCCACAUCGAAUGCAAAGCAUAGGCAAAAAAAAUUAGAAAGUGAUAAUGAAGUUAUUCAACCUACAUCAGAACCCAUUACAAAUGAUACAAACAACCAG